GCGGAGGAUAAAAUGUUGCUAAGCGAUGCUUGAGGAGGCUUUGGUGCAAAAACCUCGAAGACUCAAAGGCGCGCACACUGAAGAAAAAGGCGAGAACUUUGAGUCACGCCGAGGCACACCUGAACUCUCCACCUCACGCAGAACUUUGAAGGCGGAUUUUAUACUAGCUGCUGCUAAAGUUCUGGUUUCACGCAGCCGGGGUUUCAUUCAGGGGGCUGCACUUCAAUCCAUUUAAGUUCAAACAAUCCAAUGCCGAGGAGGGAACCUCCACCCUAACACCACACAUCCAUUCCACUCUGCAUUUUUUUUGGCGGGGGGGUGCACAUCAGCACUGAAAAAAAAAUGAAACUCUCAUCACCAAAUCGACCAAAGGGCGUGUCCCUGCUGCUUCUACUGCUGUUAGCCGUUGCCCAGAGGGCUGUUUCCAUGGCGAUGCAUCUCAACUCCACGGGGUGGCAGCAGAUUCUGGACAAGUACCUGGAUGAGGAUGGUGACUGGUGGGAGGCCAAGCAGAGGGGGAGGAGGGCCAUCACUGACAGUGAUGCCCAGCUUAUACUGGAACUGCACAACAAGCUCCGCGGUCAGGUGUACCCGCAAGCGUCCAACAUGGAGUACAUGGAAUGGGACACCGAGUUGGAGCGCACGGCAGAAGAGUGGGCCGAGACCUGUCUGUGGGAACACGGUCCAUCGGGCUUGCUGCCACAAAUUGGACAGAAUCUGGGAGCACACUGGGGGAGGUAUCGGCCCCCCACCUCCCAUGUUCAGGCCUGGUAUGAUGAAGUGAAAGACUUCUCUUUUCCUUAUCCCCACGAGUGUAACCCCUACUGCCCGUUCCGAUGCUCCGGCGCCGUUUGCACGCAUUAUACCCAGCUGGUGUGGGCCACCAGCAAUCGGAUUGGGUGCGCUGUCAACCUGUGCUACAACAUGAACGUGUGGGGGCAGAUUUGGGCCAAGGCUGUGUACCUGGUGUGCAACUAUUCACCAAAGGGGAACUGGUGGGGCCAUGCACCUUACAAACAUGGGGCCCCCUGUUCCGCAUGUCCUCCUAGUUAUGGAGGGGGCUGCAAGGACAACCUCUGCUAUAAGGGCCACAAUACGCACCAUCCUCCACAGGAAACAGAAGAAAACAACUUUAUCGAGCCCGAGGCCCCCCGUACUACGCAGAGGAUCUGGCCCCGGGUUUCAAAGCCCGAGACUCCCAGUCAUCCUGCUCCUGCCCCCGACUCCCCCCCAGUGGACCUGCCAAAGAAUGAAGUAGUCAACACACAGCAGAUGUCUCAGCUUGUGACCUGUGACACCAAGCUUCGAGAUCAGUGCAAAGGAACACCAUGUAAUAGAUAUGAAUGCCCUGCAGGGUGUUUAGAUGCUACGGGAAAAGUAGUGGGGACAGUUUACUACGAAAUGCAAUCCAGCAUAUGCCGGGCCGGUCUACACGCCGGUGUCAUAGAUAAUGAUGGAGGAUGGAUGGAUGUAAUGAGACAGGGAAGAAAGGACUUUUUUAUCAAGUCCAGCAAGAAUGGUAUCCAGUCACUGGGGAAAUACCAGAGUGCGAAUUCAUUCAUAGUCUCCAGGGUAGCAGUCAAAGCAAUCACCUGUGAGACCACAGUGGCACAACUGUGUCCAUACCAAAGGCCUGCAAAGCAUUGCCCGAGGUUGUACUGCCCGAGGAACUGUUUAGAAGAGAACCCAAACAUAUCACGAGUAAUCGGCACCAGAAUAUACUCUGAUAAAUCCAGCAUUUGCCGCGCGGCGGUUCACGCAGGGGUCAUCAGGAACAACGCCGGCGGUUACAUCGAUGUAAUGCCGGCAGAGGAGCGAAAACUCUACACUGCCUCUAGCCAAAACGGCAUCGUCUCGGAAAGUCUUCAGAAUCCUCCUGGCGGAAAGGCGUUUCGGGUGUUCGCCGUGAUUUGAAUGACGCCCUCUGGCACGCUUGGAAAAAGACGAACGGAGUGAAUGGGCGCCGAUCGAAGCCUGCUUGUCAAAGUCAACGGCUGAAAUGUUUCUUGCCUCUGCCACACUGGCGGGGGUCUGCGGUUGUCUCCAUGACAGCGUAAACAAACGCUUGACACAUACAUGAGGAGAAUCUGUGUGCACACACCCGCCGCAGAAUUUGGUCAGUCGUUGUGGGAAAUUAUUAUCAACUGUAAAUAUAUGGACGUAUGAAUGGAGUGUGUGUGUGUGUGUAUAUAUAUAUAUAUAUAUAUAUAUAUAUAUUUUUUUUUUUUUUUUUUAAUUGCGUGUGCUUUUUCAAACAGAUAUUGAAUGAUUUUAUUUUAUAUUGCAUAGUAACAAAUCAAAUAUAUGAUCAAAUAUUUAAUAAUUAAUAAAAAGAUAUGUCAUUAUAGUGGCGUUUAUAUACUUUUACCUGUCUGGCACAUUUUUACUGGUGCUUUUUUUUUAAAAGGGUUGUGUGAUAUUUUUGUUUUUAAACGUAUGGGAAUGAAAUCUUAAUUUGUUGAUGUUUUUUUAUGACCACGUUAUGGAUGUGUCACUAAGGUUUAUAAAGAAUGCUGCUAUAUAAUUAUAUAAUUGAAAAUUUCCAGCGCUUUUCCUGCUGGCAGGAAGUACAUCAAUAUUUUUCUGUUUACUCAAAAUCUACACAUUUCAUGUUAUUUUAUUUGAGUAUUUAAUCCCCGCCCAUACAAAAAGCUGUUUUACUGUUACAGUAUAUCGGUAUUAUAUUGAUUAUAUAGCAAUUAUUGCAUAUUGUGCAUUACUCAUACACAUACUGUACAUAUUUUCAUCACAAUUCAUUUUACUUGUAUUUCCUACGCAGAAUAUUUUCCUACCUCAGGUUAUU
Molecule: messenger RNA, 2803 nt
Organism: Syngnathoides biaculeatus (alligator pipefish)
Lineage: Eukaryota; Metazoa; Chordata; Actinopteri; Syngnathiformes; Syngnathidae
Gene: crispld1a
Product: cysteine-rich secretory protein LCCL domain containing 1a
Exons: 15
Coding region: 343-1914 (523 amino acids)
Cellular component (GO): extracellular region
Source: RefSeq, a predicted model, not a curated record